Messenger RNA from Engraulis encrasicolus (European anchovy), 714 nucleotides. RefSeq names its product GTPase IMAP family member 9-like. The annotation marks the transcript as partial. Lineage: Eukaryota; Metazoa; Chordata; Actinopteri; Clupeiformes; Engraulidae. The record is from RefSeq and is a predicted model, not a curated record. The transcript has a single exon. Gene Ontology annotation, molecular function: GTP binding.
UGUUCUCUUCUAGAGCCAGACUUGAGGAUUGUGCUUGUUGGGAAAACUGAUGCUGGGAAGAGUUCCACAGGAAACACCAUCUGUGGAAGAAGAGUGUUUGUAACUAAAUCUAGUGACCGAGAUACCAAUUUCAGGUGUAUAGAAGUAAACAUACACUUUGGAGGCCAAUUACUCUCUGUAGUGGAUACCCCAGGUUUGUUCGGGCCCAAUAAAUCCAAUGAGGAGGUGAAAAGACAGAUUGCUAAUGGUGUAGCAUUAUCUGCUCCUGGCCCUCAUGUGUUACUAGUCGUGUUUCAACUGGGCAAAUUCACAAACGAGGAAAAAGAAACCGUGAAUAUUAUUCAGAGAAUGCUUGGGAAGGAGGCAGCAUGUUACACUAUGGCCCUGUUCACCCAUGGAGAUGAGCUGAAACAGGGUAGGUCUAUAGAGGAAUUCAUUGAUGAAAGUCCAGAUCUCUGUGCCUUCAUCCAUCAGUGUGGUGGAGGAUACCACGUCUUCAACAACAGAGAUGAGGAUCCUUCUCAAAUCAGAGAGCUGCUGGAGAAGAUCAACACAAUGGUGCAGAGGAAUGGAGGAAGAUACUAUGCCAAGGACUUGAAGAAAAGGUUUCAUGAGGAUCAAUAUCUGAUUAGGAUUACAUUUUUUAUAGUUAUGCUGCUGAUACUGCUGGUGCUGGUGCAGCUGCUGCCGCUGUCGCUGAUGCUGCGACGGUAG